AACCAUAAUUAUAUACAAUAUCAGCACAAAUAAUUAAUUUCUAUUUUUAGCCACUAAUUAAACUUUUAGUUUUAAUAGACCAAAAUUUGAUUAUUCAUAAUCAUUAUGGGUGUUACAACUUUUACUGAAGAAAUUAAUUCCCCUAUAACACCAAUUCGUUUAUUUAAGGCUUUAAUUGUGGAUUCAAAAUCCUUAAUACCAAAAUUAUUGCCUCAAUUUGUUGAAAAUGUUGUUUUAUUACAAGGAGAUGGUGGAGCUGGAAGUAUUGAACAAGUAAACUUCACAAAAGGUAACCCUUUUGAGUUUGUGAAACAUAGAAUAGAUGAACUAGAUAAAGAAAAUAUGGUGUGUAAAUACACAAUGAUUGAAGGGGAUCCAUUGGGACAAAAUCUUGAUUUUAUUUCAUAUGAAAUAAAAAUUGAAGAAUCCAAAAUUAAUAUUGGAGGAUGUAUUUGCAAAAUGACAACAAAUUAUCAUGGAAUUGGUGAUUUUUUUGCCAAAGAAGAAGAUAUUAAAGAUGGAAAAGAUAGUGCUAAGGGANAAGAUGGAAAAGAUAGUGCUAUGGGAAUUUAUAAAACUGUUGAAACCUACUUAAUUCAAAAUCCAAAUCUUUAUGCUUAAUUAAUUAAUCAAAAUGAAGCCUAUAUGAUUUGGUUCCCCUUUUUAAUUAAUAUUUUUGUUGUUGUUGUUGAAGAUAUAUAGCAUUUUCAACCAUGCUAUAAAAAAUUUAUAUUCAAAUUGAUGCAAGUUAAAUGUUUAUGUUGGGCUAAAUUUAGUUCAAUACACUUUUUAAUAAAGCUUGUGUGACUUUCUCCUAAAGGAUUUUCU
Solanum pennellii is the source of this 828-nucleotide messenger RNA. Its product is annotated as pathogenesis-related protein STH-2-like. The transcript is spliced from 2 exons. Gene Ontology annotation, cellular component: cytoplasm; nucleus. The record is from RefSeq and is a predicted model, not a curated record. Bases 106 to 621 code for a protein of 171 amino acids. Gene Ontology annotation, molecular function: signaling receptor activity; abscisic acid binding; protein phosphatase inhibitor activity. Lineage: Eukaryota; Viridiplantae; Streptophyta; Magnoliopsida; Solanales; Solanaceae. Gene Ontology annotation, biological process: defense response; abscisic acid-activated signaling pathway.